UUACCCAGUUUCCAUUGUGCAAACUAAAUAUCACAACUCAUCACAUUCUUUCUUUUAUAAUUUAUAACAGUGUUUUUCUUUCUUUCUUUAACCUUAUUUAUCACUGCCUUUGCAAUAACUUGCUCUCUAACUUUUUCCAUUUCUCUCUUCAUUUUUUUUCAUACAGUGUUGUUACAGAUCUUAUAGCAGUCGGUUUAAAGCGUGGAUCUGACGAGCUUCUUUCUUCAAGUAUCACUAACGGGCCUUUUACCAUGAGCAAUUCUACUCCAGCUACAGCUAAUGGGAAUGACAACAAGAAAUUUAAAGGAGACAGAUCUCCCUGCUCCCCUUCUCGUGUCCUUCACCUUCGUAAAAUUCCAAAUGAUGUCACUGAAGCAGAGGUCAUUUCAUUAGGUCUCCCUUUUGGCAAAGUAACAAAUCUCUUGAUGUUGAAAGGAAAAAGCCAGGCUUUCUUGGAAAUGGCUUCUGAAGAAGCCGCUGUUACUAUGGUGAACUACUACACUCCCGUUACGCCUCACCUCCGCAGUCAGCCUGUUUAUAUUCAGUAUUCCAAUCACAGGGAACUUAAGACUGACAAUCUGCCUAAUCAGGCUAGAACCCAAGCUGCAUUGCAAGCAGUGAAUGCUGUGCAGUCUGGAACCCUAGCCCUUACAGGUGCACCUGCUACUGAGGGAGGACUCCUUCCAGGUCAAAGUUCUGUUCUCCGAAUUAUCGUUGAAAACCUUUUCUACCCUGUCACUUUGGAAGUGCUGUAUCAGAUUUUCUCCAAGUUUGGAACUGUCUUGAAGAUUAUCACCUUCACAAAGAACAAUCAGUUUCAGGCCUUGCUUCAGUAUGCUGAUCCAAUGAAUGCACAUUAUGCCAAAAUGGCUCUGGAUGGCCAGAAUAUCUACAAUGCAUGCUGCACUCUGCGGAUUGAUUUCUCCAAGUUAACAAGCCUUAAUGUAAAAUACAACAAUGACAAAAGCAGAGACUUCACUCGCCUUGACCUUCCUUCUGGUGAUGGCCAGCCUUCCCUUGAUGCCACUAUGGCCACCGCUUUUGGCACACCAGGAAUAAUCUCUUCACCAUAUGCAGGGGCAGCUGGAUUUGCCCCAGCCAUUGGCUUUCCUCAAGCUGCAGGUCUUUCAGUCCCAGCAGUUCCUGGAGCACUUGGUCCUCUCACAAUUACCACCUCUGCAAUGACUGGACGAAUGGCUAUUCCCGGAGUUACUGGUGUUCCAGGAAAUUCUGUUUUGCUUGUCAGCAACCUCAAUGCUGAUGCUGUCACACCUCAUGGACUCUUUAUCCUAUUUGGGGUGUAUGGUGAUGUACAUCGAGUGAAGAUCAUGUUUAACAAAAAAGAAAAUGCUUUGGUUCAGAUGGCAGAUGCAACCCAAGCUCAACUAGCUAUGAGCCACUUGAAUGGGCAGAGACUUUAUGGGAAGGUGCUCCGUGCCACUCUUUCAAAGCAUCAGACUGUUCAGCUUCCUCGUGAGGGACAAGAGGACCAAGGUCUAACUAAGGACUACAGCAAUAGCCCUUUACAUCGCUUUAAGAAACCUGGCUCUAAGAACUUCCAAAAUAUCUUCCCUCCAUCUACUACUCUGCAUCUCUCCAACAUUCCUCCUUCAGUUACUGUUGAUGACCUGAAGAACCUUUUUGCAGAUACUGGAUGUACUGUGAAAGCCUUCAAAUUCUUCCAGAAAGAUCGCAAAAUGGCUCUCAUCCAGUUGGGCUCUGUGGAAGAAGCAAUCCAGGCUCUCAUUGAGCUUCAUAAUCAUGUACUCAACUAG
Molecule: messenger RNA, 1775 nt
Organism: Pelodiscus sinensis (Chinese soft-shelled turtle)
Lineage: Eukaryota; Metazoa; Chordata; Testudines; Trionychidae
Source: RefSeq, a predicted model, not a curated record